Messenger RNA from Gopherus flavomarginatus (Mexican gopher tortoise), 672 nucleotides. RefSeq names its product FMR1 neighbor (gene FMR1NB). The record is from RefSeq and is a predicted model, not a curated record. The coding region runs from base 1 to 651 and encodes 216 amino acids. NCBI's taxonomy places the organism in Eukaryota, Metazoa, Chordata, Testudines, Testudinidae. The transcript has 6 exons.
AUGGACAAGGCCUCAGUUACUAUGCCUUCAUCCGAAAGUACCUCAUAUUCUGACUGGAUCUUCAUUGAUCAAGCUUGGAAGGAUGAAGAACUUAACUGUUUUGCUUCACCACUUCAGCAUGUUGUAAAAAGAAGUGAAGUGGCACCCAGCAGACCUAAAACAAAGCUAGAAGAUAUAUCAGAAGCUCUAUUAAAUUUCUUCAAUCCAGUGACAUGUCGUCCCAAAGAAGAUCAAACAGUAGUUGCUUGCCGCGCAGGAGAGCAUAUUAACAAGACUACUUGUCUGAAAAAUAGAUGUUGUCACUCUUCCAAAAAAAGCAGUCAGCUGAAGUGCUAUGCCCCACUCAAAGACCGACUUCAGCUGACACUGCGACUGUUUGCACUUGGAAUAGGAGGAAUGAUUAUUUUGGGGUGUCUGCCACUUUUCUGCUGUACAUAUUUACAGAGAAGUAAGUGUGCCAACCCUUUGCUAAGAGCAAACAAAGAAGUUGAGCAAAUUGUUCAGAAGCAAACAGAUACGAGUGAAAACAUUGGUGGCUAUUUGCUGGAUUUACUUAAAGAAGAUGCUAAGGACCACAAGCAGAAGAAGAAAGAGAAAACGCCAGCUGAUCUUGAACAGCCUGGGCAAGACAAGGAUGCCAAUGUGACCUGAGUGUAUGUCAGAAAACGAGUU